AUGGGAAAGUUAAGGCACGGUAGAGUAGGGUAUUGCACACUAGGCAAGAGUAGGUAAGAGAAGUCCGUUUGAGGCAGGAUAGAGCAAAGUAGAGUAAGAUAAAGCAGGGCCGGGCAUUGUAAAGCCGGGUAAAGCAAGGUAGAGCAGAGUUUAGCUAACCAGGGAAGGUAAACGCAAAAUACAGGAGAGUACAGUAGAUAAGAAAAGACAUAUCAAACUUUUUUUAUUUUUUGGUAAGGGGUCAGUUUGGCACGCCAGGCAGACUUAACUAAUUUUUUAUCAUUGUAUGCCUUGUCUACUACAAGAUGCAGUCGAUUAUACUAUCUUAUUUUGAAAUUAUUAAAAUUUUUUUUAAAGUAAUUUAACUGUCAAAACACGCUUUUCGUCUUUGAUCGUGAAACUUAACCAGAAGACUUCGCCCUCUAGUACUUUCUAAAAAACAUUGUUUUAUGAUUUCACCCCAACAUUAUAGUAAACUACAUUUGUUUCGGCUUAAGAAAUAUCAUUUGUACUAAUGUAUAUUCAUAAGACUUUGCAUUAGCUCUCGUUUUCACUUAACUUAAUCAAAUUCACCGCCACUUUUGUUCUGCUGAAUUAAUUUGCAUUUUUUCACCAGAAACUUUCGCCGUUUUUAAGUCCAAAUCCACGUUUCUAAUUUCUUAAAAAUUUCGAGAAAACCCAGCCAGCCAUCCGCCGAGCAGCCACAGGAGAACGACCAGCACAGUGCGUUCCACACCGAUCAGCCCUCAACGUCGGAUUCGAAGGCUUGGCUACGGGGCAAACAGGAGGAACCCGACGCCGAAGCCGAUUGGAGAAGUGCGCAGGUUGGGGACACAUUCAACAAACAUUCACUCAAUCACGGUCAAGACGCGUGGGAGACACGGCAGCCACGGCUUGACUACGGCCAUAACGGUAGGGUGAAAGAUAAUUGUUAUGGGUAAGGUAGGGUAGGGUAGGGUAGGUAGGGUAGGGUAGGGUAGGGUAGGGUAGGGUAGGGUAGGGUAGGGUAGGGUAGGGUAGGGUAGGGUAGGGUAGGGUAGGGUAGGGUAGGGUAGGGUAGGGUAGGGUAGGGUAAGGCAGGAUAGGGUAGGGUAGGGUAGGAUAGGGUAGGGUAGGGUAGUAGGGUAGGGUAGGGUAGGGUAGGGUAGGGUAGGGUAGGGUAGGGUAGGGUAGGGUAGUUUAGGGUAGCGUAGGGUAGGGUAGGGUAGGGUAGGGUAUUUUGUGUUUUAGAUUUUUAAAUUUAUCGAUCAGUUGACAAUAUUUUUUACAUUUUUUUAUAUUUCAGCAUACCCAGUCGAACGCUCCUUCCGCCAACCACCUACAACAGUCAGCACAAGUGCAGCGAGAGCCGCGAACUCGGCCGCUUCGGCGGCGGCCGCCGCCAGCCGGCGUUUCGGCGGCUCGUCCGAAGCCGCUGACGACUUUGUCGACUCGACCGAGCCCUUGCUUGAUCUCAAAUCUUGUUUCAAAGGACCUCAUUGGUAAGUAUAAAUUUAAAAAAAUUUAGUUUAAGACAUAAAAAUUUAUAAAAAAAAUUAAAUUUUAAAAAAUUAAAAUCAAAAAAAAAAUUUUAAUUCAAAAAUUUUAGUCUGCGCGCCCUUGCGAGCGCAGCAGCCGCGGCAGCAGCGACGCGACAGCCAAACUCACAACGAACGUCGUUUCCACGUUUGAGUGGCGACGACGGCAACAUCGAAACGCUGGCGCGCUUUCACGACCAUAAUCUUCCAUUAGACGGGAUGGCUAGUCUGGAAAGCCUCAUCGGGUAG
Messenger RNA from Bursaphelenchus okinawaensis, 1766 nucleotides. Lineage: Eukaryota; Metazoa; Nematoda; Chromadorea; Rhabditida; Aphelenchoididae. The record is from the annotation of a GenBank genome assembly.